Dendronephthya gigantea is the source of this 1716-nucleotide messenger RNA. RefSeq lists its product as uncharacterized. Gene Ontology annotation, molecular function: transcription cis-regulatory region binding. The transcript is spliced from 4 exons. The record is from RefSeq and is a predicted model, not a curated record. The coding region runs from base 170 to 1363 and encodes 397 amino acids. Lineage: Eukaryota; Metazoa; Cnidaria; Anthozoa; Malacalcyonacea; Nephtheidae.
GUGGAGUGUUGCAAAUCGCUCGAUUCUAUACGACAUAGAAUAGCACGUGCGGUCUUGCAGUUCAAGCUGAAGUUUUGAAGUGAUUACCCGCCGCUAUUCUUCGCAAUUUGGAGAUUUGCUGAAUUGCCCGAAUAUUCUGUAUAGUACUUCUGGAAACGCAAGAACGCCAAUGUCAAAACCGCGAAGACAGAGAAAUAGCCAAACCUUCCUGGAAUGGCUUUUAAACGUUUUGAACAGAAAGCGGUCACCGCAAAACGCGUACUGGCUGGACGAAGAAGAGAGGAUAUUCGCUGUGCGAUGGGUGCACCAGAAAAGUCAUUUAUACACUGAGGAAUGUUUACAUUUAUUUCAGCUCUGGAAAAAUGAAUGCAGUCGUUCCUGGAGAUAUGGCAGCAACAGUGCGAAGAAAUCUCUGAAAACCAACUUUCGAAUGAACCUACGCAAUUCGGUGAACUUUGAAGACUUGACUGACAUUUACCAGAACGAUAAAAUGGACCACGAAUUUCCAAUGAAAGUUUUUAGAAUAAACAGAAAGGCACAACAGAGACGGCAAAACGCCACAGCCCCAAGCUGGACAGAAACCAUUGUUAAUCAGGAAACCCAAAUGGCACAUCCAACAGUAGUUGGUUUCCAAGCACAAAACUGCAUAAAACCGUUACACAAAGAAACAACCGCAGAGUUCUUCACGUGGUCAAAUAGUCACACUGUCACAACCCCUCUGAUGUCCCAAUAUGAAAAUUCCGGUAACUGGCUGAAGGAAACUCAAGAUAACAAAGUUAUGAAUUGGAACGGUGGCUUAAGCGACUUGGCUGUUAAUUCGCGAGAUUUAAUUAAUGGAUUAGAUAGUUCAAGCCAUCCGGGAAACCCACUGAUCAGCCUUGAAUUAGGUCUUAAUCGAAACUAUAUUCUCGGCACAGACCUUGCACCCUGCCAAGAAGAAGAAAGGCGAAUCGCGAACCCUUUCAAACCCUUGAAUUUAGAUGCCAAUUGUUACCUGGACUGUAUACCGAACAUUGACACUAGCUUCUUCCCUGGUAGUAACAGCCUAUAUUACCCGGUGAACGAUCCAAAAAUGGUAAAAGAUGGAACAACGGUGUUAUCACUUCUUUCCACGGAAAACAUAGAUUCCCAAUGUAGCGCGCGACCUAACAACAAUACACUGGGAACGAAUGAAAUUCAAUACACCGUACCGUUACGUCAUCCCCUAGUCACCAGUCCUACACAUAGUGAAAUAAUCGACCGGUCGAGUCCUACGCAAAGCUAUUCGAGUGCUUGGAGUGGCGAUGAUUCGUCAGGUCAAAUCUUUGAUGAGUUUGACGGCAUUUUUCCAUUUGAUGAUUAUUCCGACUCGGUUUUUGAUUAAGGAACUAUAGAAAUGCAUGUUAACUAUAUACAUUUGAUUUUUAUGAAUGAGCUAUGUCCAAUUUAGGCUUGCACACGUACUAUGGAGGAAAUUCCAUAGUUCGUACUAACAAAGACUGCACAUGCACAUAGUUGUACGUUUGUUGAAUUGUUAUGAGGUAAGCCCGCUUUUAAUGGGUUUGCUUUGAACGGAAACGAUAACAAGUCGGCGACUUACACAAGACUGUGUGAUUUGCAAAGCCUCGAUUCGCUUUCUUCUGUAAAAAAGCACGCUUGUUGUCAACUGACAUAGAAACCUGCAAACCACAUGAAUAAUAUAUGUAUUUUGAUAAGUCAAGGCUGCUAGCGAGUGGC